CGCCUGCUCGCGUCCAAGGUGCCGCCUCUGAGUAGGGCGGGCGAGGAGGCAGCCAAGGCGGAGCUGAUGGCUGCGCCGAGGGCGGGGCGGGGUGCAGGCUGGAGCCUUCGGGCAUGGCGGGCUUUGGGGGGCAUUCGCUGGGGGAGGAGACCCCGGUUGACCCCUGACCUCCGGGCCCUGCUGACGUCAGAAACUUCUGACCCCCGGGCCCGAGUGACUUAUGGGACCCCCAGUCUCUGGGCCCGGUUGUCUGUUGGGGUCACUGAACUCCGAGCAUGCCUGACGUCUGGGACCCCGGGUCCCCGGGCACAACUGACUGCGGUGACCCCAGAUACCAGGACCCGGGAGGCCUCAGAGAACUCUGGAACCCGUUCGCGCGCGUGGCUGGCGGUGGCGCUGGGUGCUGGGGGGGCAGUGCUGUUGUUGUUGUGGGGCGGGGGUCGGGGUCCUCCGGCCGUCCUCGCCGCCGUCCCUGGCCCGCCGCCCGCUUCUCCCCGAAGUCAGUACAACUUCAUCGCAGAUGUGGUGGAGAAGACAGCACCUGCCGUGGUCUAUAUCGAGAUCCUGGACCGGCACCCUUUCUUGGGCCGCGAAGUCCCUAUCUCGAACGGCUCAGGAUUCGUGGUGGCUGCCGAUGGGCUCAUUGUCACCAACGCCCAUGUGGUGGCUGAUCGGCGCAGAGUCCGUGUGAGACUGCUUAGCGGCGACACGUAUGAGGCCGUGGUCACAGCUGUGGAUCCCGUGGCAGACAUCGCAACGCUGAGGAUUCAGACUAAGGAGCCUCUCCCCACGCUGCCUCUGGGACGCUCAGCGGAUGUCCGGCAAGGGGAGUUUGUUGUUGCCAUGGGAAGUCCCUUUGCACUGCAGAACACGAUCACAUCCGGCAUUGUUAGCUCUGCUCAGCGUCCAGCCAGAGACCUGGGACUCCCCCAAACCAAUGUGGAAUACAUUCAGACUGAUGCAGCUAUUGAUUUUGGAAACUCUGGAGGUCCCCUGGUUAACCUGGAUGGGGAGGUGAUUGGAGUGAACACCAUGAAGGUCACAGCUGGAAUCUCCUUUGCCAUCCCUUCUGAUCGUCUUCGAGAGUUUCUGCAUCGUGGGGAAAAGAAGAAUUCCUCCUCUGGAAUCAGUGGGUCCCAGCGGCGCUACAUUGGGGUGAUGAUGCUGACCCUGAGUCCCAGCAUCCUUGCUGAACUACAGCUUCGAGAACCAAGCUUUCCCGAUGUUCAGCAUGGUGUACUCAUCCAUAAAGUCAUCCUGGGCUCCCCUGCACACCGGGCUGGUCUGCGGCCUGGUGAUGUGAUUUUGGCCAUUGGGGAGCAGAUGGUACAAAAUGCUGAAGAUGUUUAUGAAGCUGUUCGAACCCAAUCCCAGCUGGCAGUGCAGAUCCGGCGGGGACGAGAAACACUGACCUUAUAUGUGACCCCUGAGGUCACAGAAUGAAUAGAUCACCAAGAGUAUGAGGCUCCUGCUCUGAUUUCCUCCUUGCCUUCCUGGCUGAGGCUCUGAGGGCGCCGGGACAGAGGGUUAAAUGAACCAGUGGGGGCAGGUCCCUCCAACCACCAGCACUGACUCCUGGGCUCUGAAGAAUCACAGAAACACUUUUUAUAUAAAAUAAAAUUAUACCUAGCAACA
Messenger RNA from Pongo pygmaeus (Bornean orangutan), 1635 nucleotides. RefSeq names its product HtrA serine peptidase 2 (gene HTRA2). Gene Ontology annotation, molecular function: protein binding; serine-type endopeptidase activity. Gene Ontology annotation, cellular component: mitochondrion. Bases 67 to 1443 code for a protein of 458 amino acids. NCBI's taxonomy places the organism in Eukaryota, Metazoa, Chordata, Mammalia, Primates, Hominidae. The record is from RefSeq and is a predicted model, not a curated record. Gene Ontology annotation, biological process: positive regulation of apoptotic process; proteolysis; programmed cell death. The transcript is spliced from 8 exons.